GUGCAACUACACCAGAUGAAAUGUUUUACACAGCUCGUCUCACAGAGAAACUCAUGGCACCGAUGCAGACGGCAUUGUCUGCUGCUCCACGCGUUCGCUAAAGAAGCCCUCCACCAGUUCCUGCCCUAUAAGUCUAGCCCAGAUGAUGGCCACCCUCAACCUUUGCAGGUUCCACUUCCAGAGCUGCUUCGUACUAUUGCUGUCCAUAACCUUUGCUGUGUCCGUCACGCUCUAUGUGUCUGACAUCCCCUUUGAGCCAUCCAAAGUGUGGAUCAGCAAUGUUGCCUACCAGAUCCACUCUUAUUACAAGUCAAUCAAGGAACCAAUACCCAAUACUGACACACUACUAAAUGUGUCCCUUCCCUCAUCAUCACGUGCCACACAUCCAUCUAUAAUUACGAUGAACAGACAUAAUGUGACAGAUGUGGUCAAUAAGGAGUCUACAACUGCUGUCCUGGUGAAUGAGAGGUCACCAAUCCUUUACCAUCAAGCAUACCCACGCAACUACCACUACAUCAUAGACGAGCCCCAUAAGUGUGAACAAGAGAAACCGUUUCUGGUCCUCAUGGUCCCAGUAGCACCACACGAACUGGCGGCUCGCAACGCCAUCCGGAGCACAUGGGGUAAUGAAAGCAUGGUCCGAAAUAAAACCAUUAUGGUGAUCUUCUUGCUGGGAUUGCCUGGGAUCAAGGCCGAGAAACAACAGGAGGAACUGAAGCUGGAAAGCCAGCAGUACCACGAUGUGGUCCAGAGUGACUUUAUAGACACCUACAUCAACUUGACGAUAAAGACCACAGUAAUCAUGGACUGGCUGGCCACACGUUGUCCCAAGGCAUCCUACGCCAUGAAGGUCGACUCUGACAUGUUCUUGAAUCUGGAGAACUUGAUGAGCUUGUUGCUGUCACCUGCUACACCUAAAGAAAACUACAUGACAGGGAGUGUUAUGUGGAACCGGCCAGUCGUCCGGGACAAGAACUCCAAGUGGUACGUGCCACAGGAAUUAUAUGCUGAAGACUACUACCCAACAUACCUGCUGGGGAUGGGUUAUGUCUUCUCCAAUGAUCUUCCAGAGAAGAUCGUUGAGGCCUCAAAAGAAAUACCACCAUUUAACAUUGAGGAUGCAUAUGUGGGUGCCUGUCUAAAACGAAUAGGAGUUUCACCUUCAAACCCUCCCGAUCCCUCCCAGUUUAAGGACUAUUUUAGUGGAACGUAUAAUCGAGAAGAGUUUGCCAGUGCGAUCACCACCAUCCUUCAAUCCCCACAGCAGUUGAUCACAUUCUGGCAGGACCUAAAGAGGCCUACAUGAGGGUCUUGGAGGUAAAAGACUCAAAACCUAUGAUGGUCACCUGCCAUUGUUUCUUAGAAUGCUCUUGCAUUGUCUGCAUGGGAAAAGGCUCUUGACGUGUGACUGUGAAUGACUGACAUUUGGGGAAGUAUUUAUUUUGCUUUUGUGGGGAACAUGCUUAUGGGUAUUCUGAAAGAGAAUUUGGGUGUCAUUAUGUGGAACAUUGAAACCAAGAUGAACUGGAACAACAGAACCUAAGGUCAAUAUCUUGUGAAAUGAACAUUUAGAAUUUGAUGUUUAACUUUUUUUUUUUUUUUUAUGGGAAUAUUUAUAUAUUUUUUUUAUUAUUAUUAUUUAACUGUUGGAUGGAUUUUACUUGCUGUAUUUUCCCUCAGUCUAUUCAGAACUGAUUCCUAGUGAAACGUUUUCAAAAUAUCAGUGCAUAGAAUCUGAGCUUUCUGUGAGGCACUGUGUUUCCUAUCACUGUAUAAAAGAUUCACAGGGCUUAUUUUAUUGUAGGAUUGCUCAGAGCAAUUUGGAUUGGUAAGCACUUGUAACAAAAAAGUGAAAUAGAUUGAGCAACAUUGAACCGUUAUUAAUUAUAUUUCUAAUCAAGUGUUUACUUUCUCAUAAAUAUCAUUUGUUACACAAACUAAACAAAAAUGUAUAAACCGGUAAUGUUACAUUUCAAAUAAGUGCAGCAACUGCACUCAAUUCACUUUAUUUAUUGCGAAAAGCAAAGUAAAAAGCAACGUUUAUAUUAUAGCCACGUCUGUGUUCCACCUUAAAUUGUUAAUAUUUACUGAAUUACUGGAUUUGCUUUAAUAAGAAGUUGGUGCUGUGAGACUCUGGAACAUACAGUUGCUUUAGAUUUUCUGCCCUCUCCUAGAUAAUUACUGUCCAUUGUCUGUUUCAUGUCUAUUGAUAUUGAAUCUAUUUCAGUUGUUUGACAUGAUGCACAAGUAUUUGCUUUGGCUCUAGAUGGAAAACAGUACGUCUAGCUUAUGCUUUUAUGGCUUAUUGCCUAGGGUCAUUCAGUAAAUUGAGCUUCAGGUCAAGUCAGAGAUGAAGGGCCCUUCCCACAUUAUUUGUACUAUGUGGGGGAUCUUUAACUACAACCCCAUUUCCAAAAAAGAAGAAUUUAAGAAAAAAUAGAAUGCAAUGAUAUGCAAAUCAUAUAAACCAUUUUUAUGCAAAGUACUACAAAGAUAAUAUAUCAAAUUUUAAAACUGAGCAAUUCUAUUGUUUUUUUUCCCCAAAAAUAUAUCCCUAUUUUGAAUUUGAUGCCAAUGACAUGUUCCCAAAAAUUUGGGAUGGGGGUCUGUUUACCGCUGUGUUGUAUCACCUCUUCUUUUAACAACACUCUGUAAGUGUUUCAGAACUGACGAAACACAGCUGUAAUUAAGAAAGUGAAAUGUUUUCCCGUUCUUGGUUGAUAUAGUAUUUCAGCUCAACAGUUCAGGGUCUGGUUUGUUGUAAUUUUCAUGUCAUAAAGCGUCAAAUGUUGGUGAGAGGUCUGGACUGCAGGCAGGUCAGUUUUGCACCCGGACUCUUAAUACAGAACAAUGCUGCUGUAAUGCAUGCAGAAUGUGGAUUCCUGAAAUAAUCAAGACCUUCCCUGAAAAAGACGUCGUCUGUAUGGCAGCAUAUGCCAAAACAUGUAUAUAUCAUUCAGCACUAAUGGUGCCUUGACACAUAUUCACGUCACCUGUGCCAUGUGCACUAAUGCCCCUCCUAUAUCAUCAUGAAUACUGGUUUCUGAACUGCACUGAUAACAAGCUGAGUGGUCUUUAGCCUGGAGGACACAGAGUUUUCCCAUAAGAAUUUAAAAUUUUCCAUUCGUCAGACCACAGGUAACUUUUCCACUUCCCCUCAGUCCAUUUUAAAUGACCUUGGGCCCACAGAAGGUCACAAAAACUUGCUUUUUUAAGAGUUUUAACUUGCAUUUAAGGAUGCAGUGACAAAGAGACAGUGGUUUUCAGAAGUGUUUCUGAGCCCAUGUAGUGAUUUCCACUACAGAAUCAUGUCUAUUUUAAAGCAGUGCUGCCUGAGGGCCCAAAGAUCACAGCCAGCUAAAAUUGCUUUUCACCUUUGUCCCUUACAUACGGAGAUUUCUCCAGAUUGUCUGAAUCUUUUAAUGUAAUUAGGUACCACAGAUGAUAAAAAGCAAAAGUUCUUUGCAAUUUUAUGUUGAGAAAAUUCUUUAA
Messenger RNA from Pygocentrus nattereri (red-bellied piranha), 3492 nucleotides. RefSeq names its product beta-1,3-galactosyltransferase 2-like. NCBI's taxonomy places the organism in Eukaryota, Metazoa, Chordata, Actinopteri, Characiformes, Serrasalmidae. Gene Ontology annotation, cellular component: membrane. Bases 143 to 1306 code for a protein of 387 amino acids. The transcript is spliced from 2 exons. The record is from RefSeq and is a predicted model, not a curated record. Gene Ontology annotation, molecular function: N-acetyl-beta-D-glucosaminide beta-(1,3)-galactosyltransferase activity.